UAUCCGAUGCGUUUAUGCCCGAAACAGAAGGGCCCUGCUAUGCAUCGCAUGACCGGUUGAGUUAACCAGCGCCAGCCCGGCGAAACCCAUGCCACAACCUACUCGCGGUUUCAUCCCGGACCGGCUGGCGGGGGCCGGGGGCUUGCUAUAUAGGCUGGCGCUUGGCCACAGAAGGCCAUAGCAUCUAUAGCCGCUAGCCGUGCAUGAUAAUAUAACCGAACGAGAGGUCAUGGCUCUGAUAGACUAUUACAACAGACACAUACUUAUACAUCAAAGGUUUGUUCUCACUGCCAUUUUGAUAGUGACAUGCAUUACUGGAGAUUUCUUGCUGUCAAAGAUACAUCCACCCAGGCCAUCGAACUGGUAUAGAGCACUUGUAGACAAUGGAACUCAUGGUCUAGUUGGUCUCCUAUCUUGGACAAUUGUUAUCAACCCAACUCUGCUACCCUUCGGAGCAUUGCUGGACAAUGAAUUCCUUUGGGAAAUCAUCCUAUGUGGCAUCUUGUCUUCUUUGGUAGAUCUUGAUCAUUUUGCAGCAGCUGGAACUCUCAACUUACAGAAAGCAUUAUCCAUGCAGUCAAGACCGCCACUCCAUGCAGCAACACUGAUCCCGGUCUUCUGUGUCCUACUGCUCCUCGUUGUAAGCCUGUCAAAGAUGCCAAGGCUACAACAUCUACCACUCAUCCUAUUUGUUGCCUGGUUCUCGCACCUGACGAGGGAUGCGACACGGAGAGGAUUUUGGUUGUGGCCAUGGAAUAGCAUGUCGAGGCUGCCAUACCUGUCGUACAUUUUUGUGAUUGCCGUCCUACCUUACUUGGUCAUAGCAUUUAUGAAUGGCACGAGUUAUUGGCACAGUCGUUUGUUAGACUCCAAGCACAUUCCAAAAAAUGUAAUAAUCGAACACGUCUGAGAGACCAGUCUUUCGCUUCAGUUGUCUACAAUGUUACACAGAGAGACAAGGAAUGAGUACAUUCAAACACAUCUAUAAGCCCACCUAGGUGAAACAGAAAAAGUGGCCACUAGCUUUUUUAUACAGGUUCUACAAAAGAUAUUCAUUCAAAUUCGGGAAUUAUGGUGGCCAGGGGUAUGAUGGCAUAUUCAGAUCCAGAGAUAUUCGAGGGCUUCUUCUCAGUUGGAAUGCCACAUUCCGAUUUGAUAUCUGGAACAAAACAUUUAAAAGUCAUGGGUUUCCUCCAUGUUCCCAACUUCAUAAGUUCUUAUCUAUAUGUAUAUUGAAAACUUUGAACAUGAUUGACUUCUGAAUUAUCAGCGGUGAAAUCAGCCUUUUCAAGGAGGAUUAGCUUGUCUGAUUUUUUUUUGUCCAAUAAUGUCACUAAUGUUGACAUGGCCUCCCCUUUAACACCUUUUAAUGCUCUUUUACCCCCUUCCCUGCCAUGCCUGUAAAAGCAUAGUUGUUUUGGGUCCCAAUGCCGUCCCUAUCCUAAUUCUUUAAAUCAUCACUCACUUCCCUUGUAGAAGUAUACUACAAUGUAGUUUGUUCUUGGUAACACCCUCCCCCCCCCCCCCCCCCCCCCGUCCCUAGUAGAAACAGUUAAAUUGCCAAUACGUCUACUGCCAACCCGUCCACUCACCACAUGGUCUACCUUCAUUUAGUCUAAUGCCAUUCCAUCCAUCAACAUUUUGUCUAACAACCAUUUGGUCCAAUAGCACUUCGUCUAAUCACCAGUUCGUCUAUGACCAUUUCGUCUCAUAACCAGUUGGUCUAAUAUCCAUUUCAUUUUCAUUCAUUUUGCACAAUUGAACACUUAGUCCAAUUAGACCAAAUGGUAUAUGAACUAAAUGGUUAUUGGACCAGCUGGUUAUUAGACAAAAUGGUGAAUGGACGAAAUGGCCAUUAGACCAUGUGGAUAAUGGACGAACUGAUAGUAGACCAAAUGAAAGUAGACAAAUUGGAAAUUGGACUAACUGGCAUUAGACCAAAAUGAAUAAACUGUAGAAACAUUCUAGUUUGUCGUUGGUACCAAUUAAUGCUUGUACUUCCCUGAUUUGAACACCAAACUUUCCUCUUUAAAUGCCCCUCUUUGUAGAGGCUUACUAAUUGUUCUAUAUUUUUUAGGCUUUUGUAUCGUACCUUUCACUUAAUGUUUAUUUUUAUUUUUUAAUACAUUUAUAGAAAAUAUUUUAAGUAUACUUUUAUCGGAUUUGUCCCAAUAAACCUGCAUAAAUUCAUGACCGUUCCUUUUUUUUACCAUCAUAAAGUCAAUAAUUUAUUUCGCUCUGAAAUACUUUGUUUUGUUUUCAAAUCUUAUAAAUUGCUGGUUCUAUAUGCUUUCUCUGUUCGUUUUUAAUUUGAUUCUUUAAUUUGAUUUCUAACUUCACAAAAAAUCAUGUGUUCCACACCCAUAAUGUUGCAAAAUGUUUGCCUUUUUUCAUUAAUCAUUAACUAUCUGGUAAUAACAACCGUUUUUCUUAAUUCAUAACAAAAUGAAUUGGCAUAUUAAGUUUCAAGAAUGAUAUAACUGUGCAAUAUCAAAGAUAAUAUGACAUCUAUGUACUUGAAUACUAUUGCUUUCAUGAAGGUUUAUUUCAAUAUUUGAAUUAACCAUGUUUGUAUUAUAUAUUAUCUAUUCUGCUUCAUGUCAAUGCACCAGCCAGUAUGGAGAGCUUUUCAAUAGGAAAGAAUUUUAUUUUUUUCAUCCUCGGGCUGGUGCUCAAUGUUAUUGUAUUCAUGUGUUUGAAUCAAUCAUUUGAAGCUCUCUUUAUCUUGCUGGGGAAAUAAAAAUGAAUAAUUAUUAUAAGUAAAUAAAUUACCAAAUUCAUCACAGGAGUUUGAUUCCUUGUGGGUGCUUGCAAGGGCAUAUUGUAAACACUUCAGUCUCAUUAUAUAGUCAUGUUGAAGAAAUAAUCAUCUCUAAAUUUCUGUGGUAUUAUGGGUAAUUUUUUUUGGUUUUGUUCUUGUGAUAUUUCAAUUUAACACGGACAUAGGCUGAUCCAGGGGCAGGGGCCUUAGGGUGCAGCCCCCUCCAACCGAUUUUUUUUUUGUUCAGGUGAUAUGUCUAUAGAUUCAAAUCAGUUAUAGGCCAUUUGUACCAUUGCCAAUGUGGCUUAGUUAGAUGCACACAGAUCCACACCGUGUUCAGAUUAUCCCCCACUAAACAGAACAUCCCCUGGGGAUCUCUGUGUGGCUGUGUGAUUAUUCCAGUCAUUUAAAAACUUUAUGUUCAAUUCCUGUAACUUCUUUGUGAUUGAGUCAAUUACUUAAACAUGCCCUUGAAGGACAUGUGUAUUGUGUAAUAAGCUGGGAAGUUUAAUCCCAUCUCAUUUUCAUCGGUCUUCUUUUGCCAUUUUGUGACUUUGGAUUCAGAAACCAAUUGAUGUGAGGGGCUAUAGCCUCUGUAUGAUUGAAAAGAUCUUUUUAAUUAUUGACAUAUGUGCUUAUAAAAGAUUAUUGAAGCUAGCUUGUGUAAAAAUAUU
Lytechinus pictus (painted urchin) is the source of this 3435-nucleotide messenger RNA. Its product is annotated as transmembrane protein 267-like. The record is from RefSeq and is a predicted model, not a curated record. The transcript is spliced from 3 exons. The coding region runs from base 230 to 910 and encodes 226 amino acids. Lineage: Eukaryota; Metazoa; Echinodermata; Echinoidea; Temnopleuroida; Toxopneustidae.